CACUUUUUCCCCAAAAACAUUUCUCAAAAUUAUAAUCUAAUCUGUCAGACAAGGAAGUAAUUCUUCCCAUACAGAGACACAUUCCAUGAUGUUAUCUGUUCUUCAGAUAAACUGACCUUAAAUCAAAACCAACCUGACUAAUACGCUAACAUCAUCGUGCUGGCAGAGAAAGAGCUUGUAGAGUGUUUAAAAUCAAUUUUUGUUGUAUAGCUUUGGCCUUUUCCUCAGAAAGCCUGUCCCUGUGAGUCUCUAUGACAACCAUAUUCUCACAGCCAGCACUAACACAGACACACUGCGAGCGUGUAAUGAAGUGUGCCUCAGUACAACCGUUUUUAUUACUCACUCUCACACUUUUAAGCUCAUUGCAUAGAUAUACAAAGUACAUGUGCAUGUGUGUGUGUAUUAUAAUAUAUUGUAUAUUCUAUUAAUCAAAUAAUUGUGGAAAAAAUAGCAAUUUGAACAAAAAUAUUAAGCAGCUCGACUGUUUUCAACAAUGAUAAUAGCAGAAAAUCAGCAUAUUAGAUUGAUUUCAAAAGGAUCAUGACACUGAAGAUUGGAUUAAUGAUGCUGAAAAUUCAGCUUUGCUUCACAGGAAAACAUUACAUUUUAAAAUAUAUAAAAUGCAAAACAGUUAUUUUAAAUUAAAAUAAUAUUUCACAAUAUUACUGUAUUUUCUGUAUCAAAUACAUAAGUAGCCAUGGUAAGCAUAAGAGACAUCUUUCACAAACAUUAAACAAUCCUAAUGAUUCUAAACUUUUGACUAAUAGUUUAUACAUUUAUAUAGGCUGUGUGCUAUGCUGACGGUAGCAGAUUGUGAAAAAGAUGUCAAACGUGAUACAGGUUCAAGGGACAGUCAUAAACGCCUGAUAUCUGAUGUAAUGAAAAUAAGCAAGUUGGUCAAAUUCAUCGCUGUACUGAAGAGAAAGCAUCUGGUGAGCUCUUUUGUCUGGUCUAUGUGGCUCUGGCCCAGUUUCCUUUUAAAAGAGAGCGAAUCAGAAAAUUACAUUCCUCUUUAAUCAAUGGUCUCAGCGGCAGUCACAACAUCUAUUCCCUCCCGUGCUCUACAAGGGCAAUCUGACAAACUUUCCUUACACAUUAACACUCUUUUUGAUCUUCUUGCCUUUCAGAUGAUUUGUGGCAAAUGAUGGCAUGGACCACCUUGGGCAAAAUCUCUGAACACAAUGCUGUGAUGACGUGCAGCUCGCUUAAUGCACACAGACACAAACUGUCAGAUGAAUAAGCAGCACUUGUACAGACAUGGAUUCAAACGAAACAUAUGCAGACGGACCCAGCAAAAACGCAUGGGACGUGAUUAUCCUCUCCCUCACGCUUUCGUUUCUUGCUGUGCUAACGACGGCCAUGAACUGCUUGGUCAUUACAGCCAUCAUUGUCACACGCAAGCUGCACCAUCCCGCAAACUAUCUCAUCUGCUCACUGGCCGUGACCGACCUUUUGGUGGCCGUAUUAGUCAUGCCCUUCAGCAUUGUCUACAUUGUGAUGGACACGUGGGUCAUGGGUGAAGUCAUGUGCAACAUCUGGUUAAUCGUGGACAUAACCUGCUGCACGUGCUCCAUUCUGCACCUCGCGGCCAUCGCUGUGGACCGAUACCGCGCCAUUACGGACGCCGUGGAGUAUUCGAGAAAGAGGACAUCUCUACGGGCCGCCAUCAUGAUCAGCGUGGUGUGGCUCCUCUCAAUAGUCGUCUCUCUGCCGCCAAUGCUGUUGAGACGCCAGGAGGAAAACAUGUGCAUCAUUAAGCAUGAUAACAUCGGCUCCGCGCUUUACUCCACAUUCGGGGCUUUUUAUAUCCCGCUAGUACUCAUUCUCAUUCUCUACUACAAGAUCUACCGAGCAGCGAAGACUCUUUACAACAGGAGAGCCAGUUGCCUCAAUAAGCCGGAGAUGAACGGACACAUGCUUCCCAAGUGCAGUGACAGAGAGCCGACGACCCCGGACACUCUGAGCCCUCCGGAGAAAUCGGUGUCUGAACCCUCCACCGAAGGCGACAGGGCGCGCAUCACUGUGAAAAGCCCAAAGUCUCGGUCUUGCAGAGAGCGGUCUGUCAGGAGACGUCGCAUUUCCAGCACGCGUGAAAGGAAGGCCGCCACCACUCUGGGACUCAUUCUGGGGGCUUUUGUCAUCUGCUGGCUGCCUUUCUUCAUCCAUGAGGUGAUUGUUACCAUCUGUGAAUCCUGCAGUCUCUCUCCUGAGAUGACCAACUUUCUGAUUUGGCUGGGCUAUCUGAACUCUCUCAUCAACCCGCUGAUUUACACCAUCUUUAACGAGGAUUUCAAAAGGGCUUUUCAGAAGUUGAUCAAGUGCAAGAAUUAUCUCUAACGCCAAUGAAGGGAUUGUGUCACGUGAACUGAAACUAUUACACUCAAAAAAAAAAAUACAACGUUUAAAGAACUUAAUUAAAUUAUUAUUCUGCACAACUAAAUUUAGGGCCAGAUUUACUAAACAGGGCAAAUUAGUGUUAGAGCGCAAUUCCAAGUGCCGAUGGGAGGGGGAAAUUUACUGACAAGAUUCAUAUUAAAGAACAGACGCAACAUCUUAUUUCCAUAAUGAACAGCGCAAUCUACCAAGAGCAGCACCAAUUACCGCCUACUUUAAGACAUGCUUUUUUGGGGCAUUAAAUAAUGGACGCAAAUACCAGAGAAUGGACGAGCGCAAAUCUUAGUAAAUCAUGUUGCGUGAUCCAUUUAAAUACUCUCCUCCCACAAAUUUACCGAUCAAGAGGGAAACUCCUACAAAUGCAUAUUCAAUAAGGUGAUUUGCAAAAAUAACUGUGUCCCUGCCCUUUCAGUGCUAAUUUCCCACUGUGUGUCUUUCGUAAAUCCUGACAGUAGUUUUUUAACACCAAAUUAGGGUUUGCGUUGGCGCAAAUGAAUAGUAAAUCUGGCCCUUAGUCUUUAAAAAAAAAAAAAAUUUUUUUGGUUGCUUUUGAAGCAAUUAGAUUACUUCUCAACAACAAAAACAACUAAACGUUUGAAUGAAUUUGCUGUAGUCUUGUUCAAAGUCACUGUUAGUCAACAAAUCAGACCACGUUCAUUGUCUGAAGAGUUUUCAUUUAUUGAACAUUGGCUUUUGAUCUAUAUCAGUAAAUAGAAAAGGCCUGUUCACACCAAGGAUGUUAAUAAUUAAGAUUUGUUGACACCGCUGUAAUGAUAACAACACAAAGCAAUGAUAAUUUUGGAAUCACUUUCAGAAUGCUUUUUUCCAGCUGACGAAUGAUAAAAACAUUGACAGCCAAUGCGAAUCUAUGCUGCUCAAAACUGCAGCAUGUGCUUAUAAUAAACAGAACAUUAUUGUGUUAUCAUUAUCAAUAUUAUUAUAGUUAUCGUUGUUGGUGUGAACAGGCCUUUAUUUUAUUUACACUUUAUUUUAAGGUGUCAUUGAUACAGUGAAUGUCAAUAAUAUUUUACUGAUAUAAUUUUUUCUUGGCAUACAGUAACAAAUAAGCAAAUAUUCAAUUUAGAGUACUAAACUAAAUGAAAAGAUUUUAUUGUAUGAAAGUGAUUCAUGUAAUCCAAUUGAAAUGGAUACAAUUUAAUUAACUAAAAAGUUUUUUCGAGUGUAAUAUAAAAUUACACUUCAGUAAUUCUGAUGAGGCAGAAAAGUACAUUUUCAUACAUUAUCACAAAUGUCUUAUAUUUAGAUAGAAAUCUGUAUAUGCAACUAGAUUAGUAAGAGCUGAACUAUAUUUUUGUGGGGUUUAACAUUAUAGAUUUCAAACCAACCUUAAAGUUUGUAUGUGAAAAUCAUACUAUUUUUCAUAAGAGGAAGAAAUUCAAGAUAAUACUUUACAAAAAACGCCUCAUUAGUUGACAUUAGUUAAUGCAUUAACUAACGUUAACAAUGAGCCAGACGUGUUACAGUAUUUAUUCAUCUUGGUUAACGUUAGUUAUAAUACAACUGUUCAUUGUUAGUUCAGGUCCAUUAAAUAAUAUUACCAGAAACUUAUAUUUUUAAUGUUCUGUAAUUAGCAUCAAGUGCUUAUUUUUCACUGUUUGUUCAAUUAAUUGUUAACUAAUGUUAAUAAAUUAUUGUAAAGUGUCACCAAAUUCUGUUUACAGCCCAUUUCAUAAAUAUUCAGCCAUGUGAAGGGCCAAAAUAUGACAUGUAAUAUACUGUAUUUAGAUGGGAAUAUUGCACUUGCAUUCAAUUAGAACGAUACUUCCAGUCAAACCCUUGGACGCACUGGACUGAAUGUAUAUUUCUCAUAAUCUUAAAAAACCUUCCCAUUAUUUCAUAGUUUUGUAGAAAGGAGUGUCCAGACGUUUCAUUGGAACUGUACAUUACACAAACAAUGGAAAUGCUUAUUAGAUACUUGCUUUUGGGCAUCUGAGGUAAAUUUGCUAGGCAAAUAUGUUGUGCAUUUGUUUAUUUCUUUGAUAAGAAUGUUACUAUAUGUUUUAUCUGAUGUGUGUUUCUCCAAGUUACAGUGAGACCAAAGAUGUGAACAGAACUAAUUUGUAUAAAAUCUUACAGAAACUGAUGAUCUGAUAAGGGCCCAAGAUGUACAAAAUAUUUGUACUGAUACUCACAAUGUAACUGUUGUUCAUGUUAAUAAAUGUUUUGCAUAAUAUAAACUAUGUUGAUUGUACUGAUUAUUAUAUAAUGUGACGCACCAGAUCCCGAAUCAUAAGCACAAAAUCCUCAAUCUCAUAAAUUUAAACAAAUGAAAGCAAAUUGUAGAUUUUCAUUGUUGUAGCAUUAUAUACAGAUUUUUUUUCCUUGUAUUCAAUUAAA
Molecule: messenger RNA, 4752 nt
Organism: Onychostoma macrolepis
Lineage: Eukaryota; Metazoa; Chordata; Actinopteri; Cypriniformes; Cyprinidae
Gene: htr1fa
Product: 5-hydroxytryptamine (serotonin) receptor 1Fa
Exons: 2
Coding region: 1258-2337 (359 amino acids)
Biological process (GO): adenylate cyclase-activating adrenergic receptor signaling pathway
Cellular component (GO): plasma membrane
Molecular function (GO): G protein-coupled serotonin receptor activity
Source: RefSeq, a predicted model, not a curated record